Molecule: messenger RNA, 3124 nt
Organism: Struthio camelus australis
Lineage: Eukaryota; Metazoa; Chordata; Aves; Struthioniformes; Struthionidae
Source: RefSeq, a predicted model, not a curated record
UGGCCCAAUAUUGCACAUGCCAACCUCGAGAGCAGCUGAACGUGCUCUAGUAUGAAGCUGAAUAGGUCUCCUCUGCAAUUUGUGCUUUGUGGCCUGAUACGGUCCUGAAAUACAGGCAGGAUGAAAGACCGGCUAAACGAGCUGUAUGAAUUUGCCAGGUUACAUAAUGAAGAGUUUCCUGACAGUGAGAAUGAUGAAAAUUCACCCCAUGACACUCUCCUUUAUGAGACUGAUUAUGCCUUGGCAACUCUUCAUAAAGACAUACAGAGCAUCCGAACAGAAAAUAGCCACCUAAAAGAAGAUGUCAAGAGGCUCCGAAAACAAAACAGCCGCUUCCUUACUUCCAUGCGUCGUCUUAGUAGCAUCAAACGAGACACUAAUAGUAUUGCCAGAGACAUCAAGGCCCGUGGAGAAGGCAUCCAUAGGAAACUCCAAAUAAUGAGAGAUUUCAGUGAAGAUGCAGUAACAAAAUAUGGUGCCACGUCUGUCAUUGCCAGGGUAGCAAAGAACCAUUAUGUUGACCUCAUGCACACCUUUCAGGAAGCCAUGUUUGAGUACAACGCGGCAGAGAUGAACCAACGGGAGAACUGCAAGAUUCGGAUUCAGCGGCAGCUAGAGAUUAUGGGCAAAGAUGUUUCUGGCAACCAGAUUGAGGAGAUGAUCGAGCAAGGCAAGUGGGAUGUCUUCUCUGAGAAUCUCCUGUCGGAUGUUAAGGGGGCUCGCUCAGCCUUGAAUGAGAUAGAGACGCGUCAUAAAGAGCUGGUGAAGUUAGAAAGUCGCAUCAAGGAAGUUCACGAGCUCUUUCUGCAGGUGGCUCUGCUAGUGGAGGAACAGGCAGACACCUUCAACAUCAUUGAGCUAAAUAUGCAAAAUGUUGAAGACUAUGUAGGAGAAGCCAAAGAACAAGUUAAAAAAGCUUUAGAAUACAGAAGAAAACACCCUCUCAGAACAAUCCUCUGCUGCUGCUUAUCAUGUUGCAGAAGGUGAUUAUCCUACUGAAGCUAUCGUGGACCAACUUGAAUGUCUUCAAAAUCUUUCCAGCGAUUUUUCUUUAAUGACAACCCCUAGAACUUUGAGGGGUUGUUGUGUGGUGGUACUGAAGGUACUUCUAUUUAUGGGCUACUAGAAAUGAUGGUAAAACUGUUUUGUAUUUGUUUUUAUUUGAGAUGUAUUCUGUUGCUGUAACUAGAGGUGCAAGUGUUAGGAAGCUCUCUGUGCAAUGAUACUUGUUUCAGAUGGGCACUAAAGAAGAAUGAAUGAUGGGCUGCUAGCUUGGCCCAGGGAAAAUGAGAAAUUCCAGAGAAGUAACUUUAUUCUUAUUUGUCAAAGUGAGACUGCAGGCGGUGCAGACAUACUGCCUGUGGUGACACAAUACAGCACAGAAUCAGAAGUUUUGAAUUUUAACUAGUUUGGAGCUUGCUUGAUGCAAAUGCUGGAGCAGAUUUUGCUCUGUUCCUUUGACAAAAUAUUGAACCUGCUAGCAAUUUAGCAGAAGACACAGAACUAGUUACAAUUUCAACCUGAUUUCCAUCUUUCCCUGGCCUUAACGAGAGUAAACCGCACAUUAAAUUAUAAGUACCUUUUGCUCUGUUUGUGUGUAAAUGAUUGAUUUACUCCAUUUUAAAGCCCACAGCCUUGCUAGAAGCACUGCAACAUUGUCGCAUCUCACUGACUCUUUUUUAAAUUGAGCCACUGUCUGAUACUCUUAAUUUCACAACUGCUAAGCCUUUAAGCUUCUAAUAUAUUUUUCUGCCAAGUAACACAUCAGCCAGUAGAAGACAUGCAUGCGGUAGCCUUCUAUAGAAGCACCCAUAAAAAUACAACAGUUUAGAGUCUUUUGUGCUGGCACAUACACGCUUGCAGUUUAGUGGAAGGCUUCCCCUGUCAAUAGACUUUUUUUUAUAAGCAUUGAUUUAAUAUUUUUAUAUAUUUUAAAUAAUGUGAAGGAUUAAAUUUAUUAACAUUCAAUUUCACUGAUGUACAAAAGUUAAGGUUUUUCUCCCAUUGCUAGGAAAUUUCUGUGUGCGAAAGCAAACAGGCAUGUUUCUUCAGUAUACCUGAAGAAGGCAACAUUUUAACGUCAUUUCAAUCAUUUUUUCAAGCUUAAAAAUAAUCUUUUUUCCUCCAAGGGGAGUCUGGCCACGGUAGGUUUGGAAUGCAAGGAGGAAAAAGAAAAUAUUUGCAGCUGUAGAAACCACUGAGCAUUGUCAGUGAAGCACGUAUUCAUAAGUUCUUGGGAGUGAUUUUAGCUCCCACUUCAGGAGGUUCUCCAACUAUUACUAGGUGGCUUCCUGAUACACUGUGAUCUAUUGCUAUCCUUUGAAUUAAUGCAGGUCAUUUUUUCAAAAGUAGUGACUUUUAUUUUAACUGCUCCUGUUUGUAUGUAUUGUAAUAAAUAUAUUUAAACAUUUCAAAUAUUUUGUAUUUGAGAGUUUUCAUCAGGAGAUGUGCAUUGCCAUCUUCCUGCACCAGUCACAAUUAAACUUCUCUCUUUUGGUCUUUUGCACGCUAAUUUUAUAUGUAAAAAAAACCAAACCCCCACCAUUUCUUACUAUUUAUAUUAAUGUAACAAAACAGUGAAAUAAUUUCAACUUCCAAGUUUUCCUAUCCUAGUAGGAAAUGCUUUUGUGCUAGACAGGCCUUUUCACACAAAUAGAAGCUAAAUAGAUACAGAACACUUCUCAGAAACUGAAAGCCUUUUUAGUUGAAGCACCUGUCUGUGAUAACAUGGAAGAGUGAGAAAUACUGAUCUUCUAAACUAGAAGAUAUUUGGAUAUUCAAUGCUGUCCUAAUGACAUCAGUAUUACACUUGCUUGAGGACUUCUCAAACAACUCAAAAUCCAUACUUGAAGUGGGAGAAAGGAGGGUAUUGAGCUGGCACCAUUACUAUUGUUGUGGUGCUACUCAGGAAGAGUCAUUUUACUCCAUAGGUACUGACAUGCAAGUCGGUCGAACUGUGCAUUUGAAGAGAAUAUCCUGAACAUCAGGGGGUCAGAACGUGGGCCUAAAUCAAUGCAGCAUAAAUUAUGUAUUUUAUUUAGUCUGUAUAUUCUUGGCACUCACCAAUGCUUUUGAUAAGGAUGUGUAAAUUUUUUUUGUUCAUGUCUUUUUUGCACAUACGUAU